Molecule: messenger RNA, 741 nt
Organism: Rodentolepis nana
Lineage: Eukaryota; Metazoa; Platyhelminthes; Cestoda; Cyclophyllidea; Hymenolepididae
Source: the annotation of a GenBank genome assembly
GUGGUAAAUGCAACUAAUGCUAGCGUUGCAACUGGUUCAAAUGUUCUAAAGAACAUCAACCUCGGUGGGCCUGAAGCCGAAUCGAACGCACCAAGUGGAAACAGUUCAAACGUCGACAUCAAGAUGGUCAACAAUGUUGACGCGCCAGUAGGGGAAAUUGCAAGUGGUGUAUCUGGCACAACUGUUCAAGGGAACAACACCAUUGCUUUGUUGGGCAAGCUAUGCAAUGCCGUUGGGGAGGAAGACAAAACUUCUGUUGAAAUCUUCCUUUCAAAUCCCAUAGGUGAGACUGCAGCCGAGUCGCAUGUGUCUCGGGCUAAUUGGAGGCGUUUGGCAAUGGCUCGUACAGCUCAAGAGAAGCAUGUCUUCCGAACUGAUGUGGCUGACGUGAGAAGAGAUGUUGAAAUUCAUGCAGGAUGGGGUAAAGGCUACGGAGGGAUUAAAAAUGAGCCCGAGUUGCUAGGGCUCAAAGCUGUCUGUGAUAAGGAAAUUGGGAUCAUGCAGGCCAAAGCUAACCUCACUUAUCAAAUUCAGGAUGGCAAGACUUGUCAAAAAAUUGGAGGUGAAAAGAUGGCUGUAGAAGCCCGAGUGCUUCAGUAUGCUUCUGUCUUCGACCAAUCGCCGAGGCGGGGCAAUAUCGCCAAGCUCUCGAAUGAGAUUGUCAGUAUUAUUGAUUGUCUCUCAUCUCUCAUUACCUCUCUCACUGGUCAGGACAUGAAAUCCUCCAUUCCACCACACUAA